AUGAAAAAUGGUGCGAUGCCAAGGGAACACGUCUUUUUCAAGAAGUUGUCCUUCGACUUCCAGGCUUUGAAAGCCCAGACUCUGCCACCGCCUAUCACACGACCUUUCCAGCAGAGGGACAACGAGGUUUGCGACAUGGAAGAUCUCUCAGGUGGGAUGCAGACUUCUGACCGAACAUUAUGCGGCUGUAAAGUCCUCGCCCUGCGAGCUGUUCCCCUUGAGCCGGUGCCCACCCCAGCGUGGAAAGUGCCAAGCAUCGUGAAGUUCUCUACUUUGGAGCGAUGGUUGAGAUUUGCUUGUACAGAUGUGGCUAAGACUUGCCACAAUCGCUUGCUCGAGGAGCUUGGUUUUCCUUACUUCCUUCCGAAGGGCACGCCAGAGCGCGCCAGAGCUUCUGUGGCCCCUGUGGAGGAGUGCUGCUCGGGAGUACAGUUCACGAAGUUCACGAAGGCAACAGCUGUGGAACGGUUCGAGCCAGAGUACCCAGAUCCUGUUUUAGUGGCGACGCUUUGUAUCUUGCUGUCAUUUGUUGCCUGUGACGUUCUCAGUGGGCAGUUGCUCGACGUUCCUGCCCCGUGCAAUACCGAUUCGUUCGAAACGGGGCUUGUUACCGGAGGUCCCUGCGUGAAGGCCCGCACCAGCGGUCUAAAGCUCCUGCGCUUUCCGUUCCUGGGCUUUGCACCGAAAGGAGGCCGGCAAGGCCAUCAGAAGCCUCCCUGCAGCCAGGUUGCAGCCCUCCGGAGCAGGUGGGGCCACCUGCGAACUCUGAGCCGAAUGGCGAGCGGUGAUGGCGAGGCUGGAAACUUGCCAGUCGACGAGGCCGAUCCGGGGGAGCAGGAGCUUUUUGGGUCAGACGGAGAGGCGGAGGGCCCGGAUCCGGAUGAAAAAGAUCUCUUUGGCGAUGACGAUGAAGGUGAGGACCUGGAACUCUUUGGCUCUGAGGAGGAGCAGGAAGAGGCUGAGCCCCAGGAGCCUUCAGGUCGCCCUGCACCAGCUGUUGGAGAGGGGCAGCCUCCGUCGGUCGUCAGUGAGCUGGACGAGAAGGACAUUUUCGGAGACUUCUCUGAUGAUGAGCCUGAGAAGGAGCUCAGCAUCGACGUCAACGAGCGGAUGAUGCCCUCUGCAGACAAGGCCCUCAUCAGCAUGCGACUGCCAAAUAUGCUGUCCUUCGAUGAGGAACAGUACCUUGGCCUGGAGUCCAUCACAGACACGCUGAUGGAGGGGUACAAGGAGUUCAAAAACACAAGAGGACAGAACGUGGUCAGCUUGCAAAGCCCAGAGAACUGCGUGCGAUGGCGGCUGGAGCAGGAUGCUUACGGAAAUGACGUGUUGGACUCCGCCGGGCGGCCGGUUCAUGAGUCCAACUGCCGGCUGGUUCAGUGGGAGGAUGGGACCUGGACGCUGUAUGUGGGGAGUGAGCCCUUCAACAUCACAGAGGUCAAAGAGAGGAUUCCGAUCUUCGAGGUCAACAGCCAGGACGUUUACGUCUGCCAUGGAGCUGUCUCUAACAAGUUUAUUGCCACUCCCACAUCAAUGAAGUCGGAGUCACACGACAUGCUUAAGAAGUCUCAGUACCGGAAGCACGAACCGGUACGCCGAUCCCUGCUCAUGACAGCCACGGCCCCAGUUUUUGGAGUUGUAUGCUGUUGCAGCGGUGGAAGAGUGGUGAAAGCGCUGCCCGAAAGUUUAAAUGUUUACCACAGGCAGUGCUGGGCGACUUAA
Symbiodinium natans is the source of this 1722-nucleotide messenger RNA. Lineage: Eukaryota; Dinophyceae; Suessiales; Symbiodiniaceae. The record is from the annotation of a GenBank genome assembly.